GUCGUGUCGGUGCGCUACUUUGGCGUGCCUGGAGGAGUGUUUGGCCACACGGCAGCAGCCGGCGAGCAGCAGCAGCAUGGCGGCACCAAACAGCGGUCCCAGAGCAACCGGCCCAUUGUCAUUGACUGCAGCGAUGAAUCCGACGAGGCCGACGAGGCCGAUGAGAUUAUCGAGAUCGACAGCGACAGCGACAUGGAGCCGCCGGCGGCGGCUGUUUCCACUCGGCGGGACAUGACGGCAGACUCACACAAAGCCGUCGCUGACAGCGAGGACCAAGAAAUGACCGACGCAGCGCAAGGCGGCAAAGACGCUGCCACUACAGUCGCCCGCGAAGCCAGUAUCAACAGCGGCGACAACAGCUCGUCGCAGCAACACGACAACCACCACAGAAACGUCCGCGAAAGCACUGCCGCGACAACACGCACCAUGGCCGGCGCCGAGCUGGCCAACGUGCUCGACGCGGUGGACCCGCGCGUGGAGCUGCACAGCACGUUCACGAUGGCGAAACUUGCCAACGCGGAAGCGACGCGCACGUUCCUCGAGCUGGCGCGGCCCGACAACAGCCGCAUCGAGGACAACCACUUCUACAAGACUCACAUCCGGCCAAGCUACGAGGCGCAGUUCGACGCGCACACGGCGGCCGUCGUCGACGGCGGCAAGCCCGAGACCCUGCUCCAGGUGGAGUGGGACCCCCCUGCCGGCCCGCGCUACCGCUGGCCCUUCUUCUGCCUGCGCGUCGAGGUUGUGGAGUCGCUGCUGCGCAGCUCGCUGGAUAUUGGGGGUAUGGUGGUUGAUGGUGGUGCUGAGGAGGGAACUCGGGCUGGGGUGCGUGCUGCUGAGGACGGGGAGAUGAGCGAGGAGGACUAGUUACCUUGGGCAUGCGGCGGCGGACUAGAUUGACUUUGUACAACUGCGUCUCACAACUGGAUAGUAGCACGGACGAAGUUUUGGGCGAGGAGGAGGAGUUAGGCAGCGGUGGUAAGCCUGAUUGACUUGACCGCUGUCACGACUGUGUGAUGACACAGACGGCAUGUUGAGCGAGGAGUACUUGGGCUUGUGGGAAAGAGCAACGGGGCGGACGGACUCUGUGGAUGGAAACAGUCUUGCUUGGCUGGCUUGUCUCUCUGUGUAGCUAUCCGUAAGGUUUUGUAGUGUAAAUGUAUCGCUUGUACGAG
Molecule: messenger RNA, 1175 nt
Organism: Lasiosphaeria miniovina
Lineage: Eukaryota; Fungi; Ascomycota; Sordariomycetes; Sordariales; Lasiosphaeriaceae
Exons: 1
Coding region: 193-867 (224 amino acids)
Source: RefSeq, a predicted model, not a curated record